Aspergillus saccharolyticus JOP 1030-1 is the source of this 1881-nucleotide messenger RNA. RefSeq lists its product as uncharacterized. The record is from RefSeq and is a predicted model, not a curated record. The coding region runs from base 1 to 1881 and encodes 626 amino acids. Lineage: Eukaryota; Fungi; Ascomycota; Eurotiomycetes; Eurotiales; Aspergillaceae. The transcript has a single exon.
AUGAACCCCAAAGUGACCAAUAACACUGGUGCUGGCACUGGUGCGAAUGAUAACACCCAAUCUGAAAAUCCUAAUCCUACCGUAUCUGCUUUCGAAUUCCCGGAUGGCAGUACUAAGGUCAUGCGUAUACCUCAUGCAAAUCGCUAUAGCGACGAAUGGAGAAAUCUACUCGACAAUAGAGAUGCUGAGGAAGUAGACCAUCUUGUCAAGAAAGCUUUCGAGGAACAUGAUCUCGCGGCUUGUUAUACAAUCUUGACCGAAAUUAACAAUGCUAUUAUAAAGAAAAAUAUAGAAAUAGGUAUUCCUCGCGAUCAUCGAAAAUAUGGUGUUAUAGAAGAUCAGCAGUUCUACGUCAAACAGCUUCAUGAAUUAGAUGCCAAAUUGAGAGAAGGAGAAGAUCCAAAGAAAGCAUUGAAUGAAAUCAACGAAAAUGUGCGCAGCUUCAACAAUAAGGAAGGACUUCCCCCAAAUUGGCAAUUUAAGCCUAGCUCUUGUGAUCCAAUUGUCCAGGAAUUGCAACUGAAUAAAGAGACAAUCAAUUUUCCGAAACAAGAGAAAGACGAUGAUUCUAAUGAUGAGGAUUUCAGUGAAAUUCAAAUGCAGGUUGAUAAGGAUGUCACAAGUGUCGCACAGCCAAGCGGCAAGAGCAGUGGCAGCAGCAGCAAAGAUAGCAGCAGCAAAGGCAGCAGUAGCAAAGGCAGCAGCAGCAAAAAUGGCGGCAGCAAAGCCGGCGGCAGCAAAGGCAAAAACCCAAUCAAUAAGGGAAAAAAGAAGCAGGAGUUUUUGCAAGAUGAAGCUGAACUACAAGAUGACGACGAGCUGCAAAAUGACGACGAAAUGCAAAAUGAGGACGAAGAUUCUUCCGAUGAUUUUGAUGAGCUUCUUAGGAACUCGGGUGCGAAUCAGAAGACCUAUAAUCUUGAAGACAAUGUUGAGGAUAUCGAUGAGCUUGUGCUACGAGCAGAGCAGCAGUGGGUUCUACAUGAAAAUUUCAACGUCGUUUGUUGGUGGAAAAAGGGAACAGGUGCACAGAUCAUUGUGAGGUACGGAACCGACCCCUACAUAUAUCGCAUUCGAGCCGGUAGAUCGCAUCACUGGGAUUCCAAAAAAUGCCCGCAGGUUAUAGGCUCAAAUGCUGGCGAAAAUGUGACUAAUACACCGAAUGGGAACGUCAUUCUUACCAGUCGAGGAGAUUGUAAGAAAUACGAGGACAUCCCAGAAGGGUUUAACUAUACUUGGAAAUAUACACGGAAGGACGUGCAGGGCAUUUUGGGGGUUGCAUGGAAGGUACCUGAUGACGAUGAAGAUAUCGACACACACGACGCUCUGUGCCUCAUAAUUCCGGAGAAAGGUGUUUGCUAUCCUCAAACACGAGUGCUAGUCAAAUGGAAAGAUGGGAUAGUUACCGUUGAGGACCGAGCUACAAUUCGCCGUAUCACUGAAAAGAGACCCAUUGAUGGAGAUAUGGUCAUCUACUGGAAAGCUAAACAAAGCGAAAUAAGGUUUCGAAAGGAGGAGGGUCUACCAUAUGAGAAUCUGCUUAACGGAGAGCCUACGCCAGCAGCUGAGCCCGAGCCCAUGGACUCAGGAAUCAGGGUUCCGCAGCCGAGCUCACGAGCAAACACAGUAUUCCCUACCCCAACACCACAAAGACCAAGAAGGGAUGUCAAGGCUACACCAGUGCCAGUGAACCAGCAGCCUGAUUCUCAAGAAGAUGUCAUGAGCCUACUUCUCAAAUUACAGCAACAAAUAGCUGAGAUAAAAUUAGACCGUGUACAGUCCCACCCACCAGCAUAUUCCCCGCCACCAGCAUACGCUGGUCAUAGUGUCAAAUCGACGAGGAGAACACCUGGAAGAAAAUUCAAGGGCAUGCAUAAUUAG